UUUUGUGAUUAUUGCUGAUAUAAAUUAGCACGGUUAAUCUUUCUCGUAUCAGGUUUUCCUAAAGUUCUUCAUUCAGAACUCUGUAGCUACUGACAGGCCAGUACAGCACAUUCUCAUGGCUGAAGCUCUGAUCACAGCUGCGAAAUGCUUUGUUCCUAAAUCAAAGGAGGAAGAAGAAGAUAUCGAAAGAAUCUACAACAGUUACAGAAACAUAAUCGCAACCCUUCCAAGAAACAGAGGUUGGGCGACUCAGCAUCUCUGUCAAUAUCAAGGUUUUUGGUUUCAACCCAUGGUUGGUCUUGAAGGAAUCAUGUGGAUGCAACAACACUUCAUCUCUCGACCCACUGACGUUUACCUUAUCUCCUCUCCAAAAUCAGAUUCCAUACAAAAAUCAUCUUGUCCGAUUGUUUACAUUUGUAGAAAUCCUAAAGAUGUGCUCGUUUCUUUAUGUCAAUUCGUGAUGAAGGUGAAACCCAAGGAUCUGCCUCCACUGUCGCUAGAAGAUGCAUUUGAAAUGUUUUGUGAAGGGAUUUCUCCGUGUGGAUCCUAUUGGGAUCAUGUUUUAGGAUAUUGGAAAGCAAGUUUAGAGUUUCCAAGCAAGAUCCUUUUCUUGAAAUAUGAAGAUAUGAAAGAGGAGCCUUUACUGAAUAUAAAGAGAGUGGCGGAGUUUGUUGGUCGGCCAUUUUCUUUAGAAGAAGAAGAAAAUGGGACUGUGCAAGAAAUUUUGAAACUAUGUAGUUUUGAGAAAAUGAAAAACUUGGAGGUGAAUAAGAAUGGAUUCUACCGUGUUCGCAACACUAAAAACGAUGUAUUCUUUAGAGAAGGAAAGGUUGGAGAUUGGGAGAAUCAUCUAACAAAUGAAAUGGCAGAACGUCUUGAUGAAAUUGCAAAGCAAAAGUUCCAUGGUUCCGGGUUAAUGUUUUAGUUUUAUACCCAAGAUUAGUGAUAUGUUCUGUUCUGUUCUUUGAUGGUUAAAUUAAUUUAGAGUUCGUAUUACUUCCAUUUCCGUAGGAGAUGAUUGUAACUUGUAGGAUGUGGUUGAACGAUUCAGAUCAAUUGCAAAUAUUUUCUUUA
This is a messenger RNA of Pistacia vera, 1074 nucleotides long. Its product is annotated as cytosolic sulfotransferase 16-like. Gene Ontology annotation, cellular component: cytoplasm. The transcript is spliced from 2 exons. Gene Ontology annotation, molecular function: sulfotransferase activity. Bases 116 to 925 code for a protein of 269 amino acids. Gene Ontology annotation, biological process: sulfation. Lineage: Eukaryota; Viridiplantae; Streptophyta; Magnoliopsida; Sapindales; Anacardiaceae. The record is from RefSeq and is a predicted model, not a curated record.